ACACACAAUCCUCAUUGCGCAGUCAAAAUACUUUGAAUUGCUAUUGUCUGUAGUAUUUGGUUCGUGCAUUUACUUUGCUUUCUUUUAAUCCAGCGGUACGUGUAUCACUAGCGAGGGAGGCUGGCUUUCCACACAUAUUGUCACUAGUGAUUACGUAAGUCGACGUAUACGAGCCUGCUUUCCCAUUCUCCAAAAAAAUACUUCCCAUUUUCCUUUUGUGUGCGGCGACUGCUCAGCUUUGAGGGGGUACUGUUUCUUCGUAUAGCCCUCAUAGAAACAGAACAGAGACCCAAUAUUUUGUAGUCUUAAUAACACCCAACGCAGAUGCCAUGUCAUCAAGUGCAGAUUCCCAAAUGGGGUCUGGACCCGCUGAUAGCCAACAAAGUGAGAAUUGGCUCAUCGAGAAGUCACUGAAAUGUCUGGAAGAUGGCAAAAUACAGGAAGCCAGAGUUUGGAUAUUGACGGCGAAAAGCCUUUAUCCAAAGGAUUUCAAAGUGCAAUAUGGCCUGUUGCAGAUACAAAUUACUGCCAAACAAUUUCAGGAUGCAGCAGUGCUGUUGUCUGCACUACUAGACAGUUUUCCUGAUCAGAAAACACUCUGGGAUUUAGUUGAGCAAGUAGUGAAUGCAGUGGAGCUGAGAUGGCAGAACGUCUCAUUGGAUGCGGAUAUACUGACUUUGGUGUCUCUCUACACGGAAAUGGACAGCCAGCAGCAGAAGAAAUUGAUCAUGCGCUUUGCUGAGCAUGUGAACUCCACAACACCGUUGUAUUGCCGUGUGCUGAUGUUGUUAAUGCGCCUUCAUCCGGACACAGUACAGUCAUGUGCAUUGCAGGCGAUUGAUAGCGUGAAGAAAUCAAUAAAGAAGACCGAGUCGCCAUCUUGCAGCGAAGCCUGGCAGACUCUAGUUGUGGAUUUAUUGCCUGCCAUCUUGUCUUCACAGCAUGUACAUGUUGCCAGCUCUGAUAGCACCAGCUCACCAGCCGAUCAUCUUGUUAUAUCGCGAUCAACUGUGUAUGAAUGGCUGGAGUGGAUGCUGUUGUACUACUUUGACGUGGCACUGAACCGCAGCACGUCAAGUCUUGGUGGCACAGCGGCGGCUGUAGCAGGUCUACUGUCACCAACAAGAACACGCCGCUUCAGUAUUGAUGGCCAGGCCAUUGAGGUUUGUAAUGAGACACAGCCAUGGAAGAGUGCUUGGCACCAGCUGUUAAGCAUAGCCAGCCUCUGCCAGUGGACAAGCGUGCUGAAUGAUAACUUGCUGGACAAGAACCUGGUAUUGUUGGAGCGUGUGGAACGGCUACAAUCCCUGGUUGCAUCAUUGACAGACUUGAGCAAGCCCAAUGUGAGCAAGGAUACUCGUAACAAAGUCAUACUGCCUGUGUUCUACACAUGUAUUCUAGUGUGGCUGGAAGCAUGCUGGAGCUAUAGCCACCCAGCAGCAGCUCCUGGACAACCACCGCCCAAGCUUAUUCUACUGGACCUGCCACAGCCCGAUAGAACGGAGCCACAUCCUGGCGGUGAACCCAGAGCCAAGAGAUCGAAGAGAAGUGAGUCGGAUGGAGAUCUUCCCAUCCGUGUCUCGCUACAUCAAGACCUACCAGCAUCGUGCAAUGUUGUAGCCGAACAGUUUCGAGCAGCAUAUUCAUCUUGGCAGCUGUUGAACGAUGUGAGCGCACUCAACCGAGAGUACACCAGACUCGUAUCAGACUGGAGUUCACAUGGCACAGAAUGGCACUGGCUAGGUGGAUUUGAACGUGAUGUCAUGCUGUAUAAUGGUGAUAUGGAAGGGUUGAGAAAAUGCGCAGACUCAGCUGCUGAGGACAGUAGCACCGGUGCAUCACUGCAAUGCUCGUUCGCACUCUUUGCCGGUGGUCAGCAGGAGAAAGCAUGUCGUCAGAUUUUGAAGAUCUUCAAUGAGCUGCCACCGGAUGAACCCAACAUGCUCACACCGAUCGGUCAACGUCACCAGGCUCGUUCAACUGAUGCCAAUGCGCAAUGUCGUGAGUUGCAGCUGACCCCAUGCACCGCAUCAGCCCUGUUGCCACUGGUGGUACGGGUCUUGAUUUGCUACUAUGAGAGCAAGGGUAUAUCAGCAACGACUAAGGAUGCAGUGCUCGGCCAUGUCCUUGUACUGUGCCAGUAUGGCUGGCCAAAAUAUGACCCACUGGUGAGCAGGAUUUCAGAAAUCAUCCAAGGCAAGGGCUCAUUCAGCUAUGUCCAGGCCUUUGACUAUAUCGUCAACGUUGAUAUAUUGGAGGAGCUGAGCUAUCUACACAACACUGGGUGUAAGUUAUCGCUGCUGACGGGCAAUGGUAAUCCAACAAAGCGUACGGUCACGCGCGGUGUUAACAAAGGUGCCAAGGAGGAGAUUCGCUCAGCAAUAGAGCGCCAAGUGGUCCAUGUGGACAGCAGUGCACGUGCUGUGAAUGCACGCUUGGUUCGCUUUCUCAAGGAGGCCAAGCUGAUUGUCAAGUAGCUCGCUGGCAUUUCCUUGGUCCCUUUUUCGUAAGCAGACCAAGCUGAUUGUCAAGUAGCUUCCUGGUGUUCGCUUUCUCGAGGAGACCAAGCUGAUUGCCAAGUAGCUCUCUGGCGUUCUCGGUUUCUUUGUGCUGUUCAGUCCGGCUGUUGCUGAUUUGUUUAAGUUUGCCAUGAAACCUUCACACUCUUCAUUCUAACCAUGAAAUAGUCACCUCAUCAAAUUCAGCUUGUAACGUUAUGCAUAGAUUGAAUCUGUGAACUAGUUUUCUUACUUUCAGAUUGUCUCUGCAUAUCAUCUGUAAGUAACUGCAUACAGUCACUGUAAGUCUUUUAUGAGCUACCCGCUUUGCACAUUGGCGUUGCCGCCUUUGCAACACCGUGUUUUUGAUUUAUGAGCUCGUAGAGCCUACUUGAAGUAGUAAUAUUGACGUCAAUUUGACGACUCCACAUGUUUUCUGGACAAUCUCGUAGAGCCUACUUGAAGUAGUAAUAUUGACGUCAAUUUGACGACUCCACAUGUUUUCUGGACAAUCGUCACUCACGAUCAGGGCUGAAGCAAACAAAAAUUAAUAUUCUUUUCUGAAUACUAUAUUCGAAACGUGAAAAAAUAUUCCAACCCAUACCAUA
Sycon ciliatum is the source of this 3106-nucleotide messenger RNA. RefSeq names its product integrator complex subunit 10-like. The transcript has a single exon. Gene Ontology annotation, cellular component: integrator complex. Gene Ontology annotation, biological process: snRNA processing. The record is from RefSeq and is a predicted model, not a curated record. Bases 330 to 2477 code for a protein of 715 amino acids. Lineage: Eukaryota; Metazoa; Porifera; Calcarea; Leucosolenida; Sycettidae.